Molecule: messenger RNA, 1344 nt
Organism: Tripterygium wilfordii
Lineage: Eukaryota; Viridiplantae; Streptophyta; Magnoliopsida; Celastrales; Celastraceae
Product: F-box protein At2g27310-like
Exons: 2
Coding region: 236-1267 (343 amino acids)
Molecular function (GO): protein binding
Source: RefSeq, a predicted model, not a curated record
CAUGAUCUUUUGUUUUUUCUCUAUUUUAUAUUUGCUUUCCUUAAAAAAAAAAAAAAAUGUGGCCACGAGUGGUCAUAGUACAAGGUAAAUUAAUUACUGCUGUCCUUUCAUAUAAUACGAGCAUGACUUUUGUGCUUUUCUCAUGGACUUCUCAACUAUGCCUAAAUGAUGCCUCCCCUAUAAUACUGUGUAGCCAACGCUGACGAAUCCAGAAGCUGAAUUACACAUUUUGGCCAUGGCAGCUUUUUCUCUCUCUACUGCCGCAUCAACCACCACCACUCUCUCCACUCUAGAUCCGGACAUCAUCCGAACCCACAUCUUCACCCGACUCGACGGCCCAUCUCUCGCUGCUAUUGCUUGCGCAUCAUCGCAAUUUCUCGCACUCUCUACUGAGGAUGAACUAUGGCGAGAAAUAUGCUCCGCCACAUGGAGAUCCACCGACCACCCAUGUGUCCGUCAACUCAUCUCUACUUUCCUCGGCGGUUAUCGCUCCUUCUUCUCCGAUUCCUUCCCCCGUCUUGAUCACCCAAAAGCAUCAAACCAAAAUCAAGAUCGUUCAUUCGAGCCGUCAUAUUUAAUCUCGGCUGUCGAUAUCUACUACAAGAACAUACCCAUAUUCUCGAAUAUACGAGAAACACACACCACGACGACGAAGUUUCUGUGUUCUCCUUUCUGUGUCGAGUUAUCAGAGGCAAACGAUGACGUUUCAACUCCAAUACAACAUGAAGGAGAGAUUGAGGAGAUUCUUCAACAUCUAAAAGAGAAUUUGAGUUUGAGUUGGAUAGUGAUCGACCCAAUUUUGAAGCGGGCGGGCAACGUGUCUUCGAGGAGCCCAGUUUCGCUAGAAUGGCCUAGCACAACAAGAAACGUGCAACUCUGUUACUCAACGAUUAUGGCAGGAGAUGGGCGGCAAGGAUUGGAAGCGGAGUUAGUGGAGUGUAGAUUAGUGGUCACGUGCAGUGGGGUAGACGAAGGGGAAGUGCACGUGGAUGACGUAAGCAUGGAGAUAAGGGACAUUGAAGGAAGGAGAUUUGAUGGGAGGGAGAGUUUGGUAAUUUUACAGGAAGCCUUAGUGAAAGGGGAGAGAAAGAGAAGUAAGAUAGGAGAAAGGGAAAAGAAUUGCAAGGAAUUCGAGAGUAGAAGGAUAAAGAAGAAGCCUAUUAGAGAUAGUGUUGUAUAUAAGUUUUGCUAUGCUGCCAUGAUUUUCACUGCCUUUUGCGUUACUGUACCUCUAUCUAUGGCACUCUCCAUAGGUAGUUUUUGGUAGGGUGGUCCCGCUCCACCAAUCAACUCUGAUCCGCCAAUGGAAUGGUUGGCUAUAUGCUAGUAAUUCCUGGCAAAAAA